CUCUUUACCGCCGUUACUCUGACUGUGAUGAAGAGUUGUGAAGAGGCGUAACCAGAAACAAACUGGGAAAACUCAGGAGUUCAGUCGUUAUCCCCGAACACAUCUGUCGAAUUACAGACUGGACCUUCUCCGUUACUUUUCCUCCGUGUCGGAGGUGGAUGUUUACGGUCCCGGGAAACUCUGUAGAUGUUUCGGGUCUGACGCAGACCGAGAGGCUGGGGGCUAAGCUAACAGCUCAUUACUAGAGCAGAUGGCUAGGCUAAGCUAAGCUAGGCUAAUAGCUCCUUGCUAGAGCAGCGGGAAGGCUAGGCUAGAGUAACAGCUUCUGUUGUGACUGGACCUUGAACUUGGAGAAACUUUUGUAAAAGCAGUAGGAGCUUGAUUGUUAAGAUAUUCGUUUUCAGUUUCUGAGAAGAUAAAAUACUUUAUUUUGCUUUGAUUUUGCGGUGGAAGCAGUUGUCUUAUCGUGGUAGCAGGCUUUGUCAGCAGCCAGAAAGACCGCUCAGCCGGAGCGCGGAUUCGUUCAGGACCCCCGCAUGUGAGAGCCCUGCUGGGCUUGGUGAUCUCAGAAGGACUCGCUGAUAGCGGUGCUGCUUUCUCUGGACGCUGUGCUCCCCAGAGGAUAGUUAGCAUGGAGGCUGCGGAGCCCCACCGCGGCAACUCGGAGCGGUUACAUAACGGCAGCAGGUCGGCAGAGAAGCGGCUGAACGUCUCCUCCUCCUCCGCCUCCUCCUCAGCUCCACUGUGACACUUCUGCACGCAAACAGACCCGCAACAGCAGCUACACGACGCCGACAGCCGCAGCAUGGAGGCGGUGUGACUGCUGGCAGGCUGAACCCGCUCAGAAGAUGGAGUCCAACCCGCUGAUUAACGCUUUGGACCCGUCCAUCACCCUGUGGCAGUUCCUGCUGCACCUGCUGGAGGACCAGCGCCAGCGCCACCUGAUCUCCUGGACCGGCGAGGACGGAGAGUUCAAGCUGCUGGACGCAGAGGAGGUGGCCCGUCUCUGGGGGCUGCGCAAGAACAAGCACAACAUGAACUACGACAAGUUGAGCCGCGCACUGCGCUACUACUACGACAAGAACAUCAUCAAGAAGGUCAGCGGUCAGAAGUUCGUCUAUAAGUUUGUGAGCCAGCCCGACCCGGCGCCAGCAGACGGGCCUCGCGGUGCUGAGGAGGUCCCAAAGAAAGACGCCUGCGACCCAAUCAGCCAGCUGAAAGGCCUGGGGGGCGUGGCCUCGGUCUGCCAGUCAAAGGGCUCGGCCCAGCGCCCGGCGCCCGGCGGUGCCCAGAAGAGCUCCAGGAACGACUACAUGAAGUCCGGCCUCUACUCCACCUUCACCAUCCAAUCCCUGCAGGCCCCGCCCAACCCCCGCCCAAUCAAAUCGGAGCUGCUGCUGCAGCCGGACCCCGCCCCCAAGGCCAGAGAGGUGAGCCUGCUGCCAGAAGGCCGGCCCUCCCCUCCAGCUGGUGGCGCUGUGGACUCGCUGCAGCUCGCCCCCCAGGCCUCGCCCCGCCCCGCGCCAGCGCUCAGCCCGCAGGCCGCCGCCAGCAGCCAAUCACAGAACCCCCCCGGCCCUCCUCUCAGCGAACCCCCCCACAUCUACCUCACCAGCGUGGGCGACUCGCCCCCUUUCGCCCCCCUGCUCCCCCUGGCUCCCGGCGGGGGCCGAGGUCCAGGCUCCGCCCCUGACGGGCCGCCGGCCCCCCUGCUGGAUGACCUCGCGGCCCCCCCGCACCACCCUGUGUUCGUCAUCAUCAACCCGUCGCCCCCUCCCCAGGCCCCGCCCCCACCCCCACCCGUCGUCAUCAAAGAGGAGAACCUGCCGUCGGAGGAGGAGCUGCUGGAGAUGGUGACCCUGCAGAGGAAGCCGGCGGACCAGGUUCCCCAGCUCGACUGUGGCCCAGCAGAACCAGAACCACUCAUCACCAUCGUGGAGAGCCCCCCUCCUCCGGGGCUGGACGCCCAGCAGGAAGUGGAAGGGGGCGGGGCCAAGGAUUCUCUAGCAGAGCCCUUCGUUGCCACAGUAACGUGCUCCUCCUCAUCUUCGGCGUCGACCUCGCCGUCCUGCGCCGGCCCGCCCAAACCCAAGAAGCCCCGGAUCCUGGAGCUGCCGUCCUCACCCUCCCUGCCGCCAGGCCUCUCCCUGGAUAAGGUGAACGCCGCCGUCAACAGUCUGUUGGCGCCGGGCGCCCCCAACACUCUGACACCGACCGUCAUCACCUCCCACGCCCUGACCCCAGUGCUGCUGACCCCCAGUGCUCUUCCCUCCACCAUCCACUUCUGGAGCACGCUCAGUCCCAUCGCCCCGCGCUCACCGGCCAAGCUGUCCUUCCAGUUUCCGGCCAACGGCAGCAACCAGAUCCACAUCCCGGCGCUGAGCGUGGACGGACUGUCCACCCCGGUGGUUCUGUCCCCGGGCCCCCAGAAGCCCUGAUCCCGACCCCAGGACUCCCUUUGGACCGAAUCCUGAGGCGCUUCCGCAGCGCCACCUGCUGGAGACCCGGACCGUGAAGAUGACGAUGCCAGGUGGACGGCCUUCAUCCUCAUUAAAACCCUCGUCUUCGUCAGAAUGGUGCUGGGCGACGCCGGGAACCCAAAGCAUCCGGAACCGACCGGAACCAGAAACUGAAGCCGGACGGUGGUUGACUGGUUUCUCUGUAACCAUGGCAACGCCCAUCAGCACCGCACCAGUCUGAGAACCGGGAGGAAAGGUCGGCGCAACCAGAACUUUGGGAUUCUGUUUAUUUAUGCUGGAUUUGCUCCAGACGUUCCUGAUCCGACUUGGGUCGGAUUAAAGAUCCAUUUUACAGACCGAGCUCUGCUCUGAUUGGCCACGCCUUCCCUGCAACGGACCAAUCACAGAGCAGCGUCCUCCCUGCAGGGGGCGCUCACAUUCCUCCUCCUGGAUUUCAGAUCUAAACUGUAAAUAUUCCUCUGUUGCCACAGAUCGGUUCUGUUGAGGCGGGUUCGAUCAGAACCCCUGAACUGGUUCUGGUUGCCAUAGUAACUCGUUGAUCCACAAUGGAUCUUUGCUAAAACUGAUGUUUUUGGUCCAGAACCAGAGUGCUUAGUCUGGAUUGUUCCGCUUGAUCUGAUCAGAACCUCAAACCCAGCCGCUGUAGAGCGGUUCCGACGGUCUUUCAGGGUUCCAGUUUCAGGAAUAUCGGACCAUUUCUGUCCGGAGAACGUCGAACUAACGGAGAACUCCGACCUUUAGGAUCUACCGACCGGAUUGGACCGGAUUCAGGAAGUUUCAGGAAAUGUUGAACGUUUUUCAGGACGAAAUAUUGUUGAGCGGCUCUGAUGAACGAGCGGCACUUUACUGAGGAGGAGGAGGAGGAUGAAGGUGGAGGGUGAGAUUCUCCAGUUUGGAGAAGAAACCAUCUGACUGUUGCUAGCUGUGGUUGCCACGGUAACCUGACAUGACUGUUGCUGUUGCCUUCAUAGUGUUUCUGAGUCGCUGAGGUCGGGUCGGGUCAGACCCACCUGGACUGGAUCCGUUCCCUCACACAGUACCUGUGCUCAGUCUGACCUUUCCCUGAAAGGUCAGACUGAGCACAGGUCCAAUCAGUCAGCAGGUACGAUACGCGCAGCGUCCACCGAACGCAGUGUCCUGCAUGCUCGGACCCACUUAGACCGUAUCCUUGUACAUAUCUGACCUUUCCCUGUUGCACUCCGACUUGGACGGACUCUCAUACCAGACAUGGUCUCGGAUUUGGACACAGCCGGGUCACAGACGCCAUGUUUGGACCUUCAACCCUUCAGACUCGGACCAUCAGAACCUGUUGCUAUUCAGAAACCCGGUCCUGAUGAGGAACCGGGAUUUCUGAGGUUGGGUUCCUUUGGCCCGAGUUCUGGUGCCGACUGUGUCCUGAUGAUGGGGCUUCCCAGCCUCUGCGGGUCCCUGAAUGCAGCAUGACUCUAUUUUUCUACCAGAGAUCCGAGUUUAUUUUGUUCUCAAAGUUGCCUUAAAGAUCCUGAGCAGCAGGAAGGAGGUUCUGGAAGAUUCUGUCCGACCAAGAAGCCAUGUUUGUGGACCAGAACAUUUCUCUCACCAGCAGAACCUGAAGAAUGUCUCCACACUGAUCACUCAGCAUUUCCUCCUGCUGCUCCGUGUGGUUCUGUUUGAUGGAACUGGACCCGACUUCUGAAGGUAUCUGCAGAACCCGAAACUCCAUUCAGACCCGACUCGUUUCUGUGUGCGGGUGUGACCCAUUUAGCUCCGUCUGUCUGAGGUUCUUCUCUGCUGGAGCCGAUGGAGAACCUGGCAGGUGUCUGCUGAGCAGAACCUAAAGGUUUGGUUUUGACCUGAAGGGAUCUGAUGGAGGCUUCAGCAGAACCUCAGAGUCUCUGUUUACCCGGUUCCUUGGGCCAGAACAUCCUGAGUCACUAUCCCUGUUCCAUGACGGGGCUUCAAAGCCCCACGACCCGUCUGACAACACUAAAGUCUUUAGAUGUGACACCGCCGUCAGGUGGUCGGCUCCGCCUCCUUUAGGUCAGGUGGUCCCUGGCUCCGCCUCCUUUAGGUCAGGUGGUCCCUGGCUCCGCCUCCUGGUGGUGCUGAUGUUCUAGGGUUUUCUUUCUGACCUGCUGAUCUUCUUUUAUUACUUCAGUGUGGUGGGCGGGGCUAAAACCCUAUUUGUGUUAUGUCCCAUGAUGCUUUGCAGACAGGAAGCUCCAGAACGUUUUCUGUACAUACAUGAUGCUCCUGAUCACAUGACUGUUUAACCUGUACUAUGUGACUGGGCCGACCAAUGACAUGUUUCUGUCGUCACUCCUCAAGGCAUGGCCCCGCCCCUCCUCGGCUGCCAUUGGCUGGAGGGUUGAUUGAUGUAAAGGGGCGGGGCCUGCGUUUAUUUUUCUGGGUCUGACGACAAACUUUAAAUCAAAAGAUAUUUUUAUUUGAUGUAAACAUUGUUUUCUACAAUCGCAUCAGGAAAUAAAGAUUCAUCCGAGUCUCUA
This is a messenger RNA of Xiphophorus couchianus (Monterrey platyfish), 4966 nucleotides long. It is a transcript of the gene elk1, whose product is annotated as ETS transcription factor ELK1. The coding region runs from base 849 to 2438 and encodes 529 amino acids. Gene Ontology annotation, biological process: cell differentiation; regulation of transcription by RNA polymerase II. Lineage: Eukaryota; Metazoa; Chordata; Actinopteri; Cyprinodontiformes; Poeciliidae. Gene Ontology annotation, cellular component: nucleus. The record is from RefSeq and is a predicted model, not a curated record. The transcript has 11 exons. Gene Ontology annotation, molecular function: sequence-specific DNA binding; DNA-binding transcription factor activity, RNA polymerase II-specific.